Molecule: messenger RNA, 1823 nt
Organism: Xyrauchen texanus (razorback sucker)
Lineage: Eukaryota; Metazoa; Chordata; Actinopteri; Cypriniformes; Catostomidae
Product: synaptic vesicle membrane protein VAT-1 homolog-like
Exons: 9
Coding region: 35-1270 (411 amino acids)
Molecular function (GO): zinc ion binding; oxidoreductase activity
Source: RefSeq, a predicted model, not a curated record
GGCAGACCUGUAUACAUCAGACGGUUCACCAGACAUGGCAAAGGAGGGGACGGAGAUGGCAGAGGAAAGUGAGCAAAUUUUAGACAAAAAGGAGCCGGAGAAUCCCGUCACUGCGGCGGAUUUAAAAGAAAUGCGGGCUGUGGUGCUGACCGGCUUUGGUGGUCUAAACAAACUAAAAGUCACCAAGAAGCCCAUGCCAGAGCCUCAAGAAGGAGAAGUCAAGAUUCGCGUGAAAGCAUGUGGGCUGAACUUCCUCGAUCUAAUGGUACGUCAAGGAAAUAUUGAUAAUCCUCCCAAAACUCCUCUUGUGCCUGGAUUUGAGUGUUCGGGGAUAGUGGAGGCAAUGGGAGAAAACACCAAAGGGUUUGAGAUAGGUGACAGAGUGAUGGCCUUUGUAAAUUACAAUGCCUGGGCUGAAGUUGUGUGCACACCGCUGGAUUUCGUCUAUAAGAUCCCUGAUGACAUGACAUUCCCGGAGGCGGCUGCCUUCUCCAUGAACUUUGUGGCUGCCUACAUGAUGCUCUUUGAAGUGGCCAAUCUCAGAGAGGGGAUGUCUGUAUUAGUUCACUCAGCAGGAGGUGGGAUGGGUCAAGCUGUUGCUCAGCUCUGUUCCACUGUCCCCAACGUCAUUGUGUUUGGGAUCGCCUCGCCCUUCAAACACGAAUCCAUAAAGCAUUCAGUCACACAUCUCUUCGACAGAAACGUUGACUAUGUUCCAGAAGUUAAAAAGAUAUCUCCAGAGGGAGUCGAUAUUGUACUGGACUGUCUGUGUGGAGAGAACACAGGAAAAGGCCUUGCUCUGCUCAAGCCCAUGGGAACUUACAUCCUAUAUGGUUCAUCAAACAUGGUGACGGGAGAGACCAAAAGUUUCUUCAGCUUUGCUAAAUCUUGGUGGCAGGUUGAGAAGGUGAAUCCCAUCAAACUCUAUGAGGAGAAUAAAGCCAUGGCUGGAUUCUCACUCCUGAACCUCCUCUUCAAGCAGGGAGGAUGCAACCAGGUCAAGACAGCAGUACAAAAACUUCUCUCCCUCUACGACCAAAAGAAGAUUAAACCUGUUGUUGAUUCCCUAUGGGCACUAGAGGAGGUGAAGGAGGCCAUGCAGAGAAUCCAUGACAGAGGGAACAUAGGAAAGCUCAUUUUGGAUGUGGAGAAGUCUCCCACACCUUUGAUGGCCAAUGACAGCACAGAGACCAGUGAAGCAGGUGAGGAGGAGGAGGAGGAGCAUGAAGGAGACAAUGACAUCAAGGAGCGAAUGCCCUUCAUUCAGUAAACCCAUCCACCUCAACCCAGACUCAUACAGAGACUAUCACAAACCUGAGCUGUGCUCUCUGCCCCUGUGCUGUUGUGACAUGUUUGUGUGAUGUUUUAUUAUCUUUUGUUUGUCUGUAUCAUUUUCGCAGGAUAAAGUCCUAAAAACACUAAUUGUGUUGCUAAAUGUACAACUGAAGUGCCAUUCUUAGUGCAGUGUUGAAAUGUUACAGUGCUUUAGACCAAAAUGUAAUUGUAGGACUGACUUCCUCUGAAUCCCUUGUGCAGCCUUGUGAAGGUUUAUGUGGGCCUGUCAGUCAGUGGACUGUGCUUUGGAUGUUAAUGUGUGUGUGAAAUGUUAAAAUGUUAAAAGAGAGUGUGAGACUGUGUUUUAUGAGAAGUUAAUGGCAGUAUUUCUACAAGAGCUUUUUGUUGUCAUGUGGGUAAAAGUGCAGAGGAUGACGCGUGUGUGUGUGUGUGUGUGUGUGUGUGUGUGUGUGUGUGUGUGUGUGUGUGUGUGUGUGUGUGUGUGCGUGUGUCACAUUUUUUAGUGUGCGCCUCUGUUUCAGCUCAAA